Microbotryum saponariae is the source of this 795-nucleotide messenger RNA. NCBI's taxonomy places the organism in Eukaryota, Fungi, Basidiomycota, Microbotryomycetes, Microbotryales, Microbotryaceae. The record is from the annotation of a GenBank genome assembly.
AUGUCCUACCGAGAUCGACCUUCGUACGACUCGUCUCGUCGCACCCAAGACUACCCAAGCCGUGACGGGCGUGAUUCUCGUGACUCGCGUGACUCGCGGGACUCGCGGGACUCCUCCCGGUCGUACGGUGCCGGUGCAGCAAGGGCCGCGACCUCGUAUGCCGACUUGGAUAGCAGCAACACGACAUUCAACGGGGACAGGGAUAGACGACGCUACGACGACUACGCUAGAGAUGAUCGGCGUGGCAGCGACGGUGGUGCGAGGAGGAGACGGGACGAUGACGGUGACGAGGCUUCGUACUCUUCGACUGCACGACGAGCAUCGCCACCUCGACGCAGGCGAUACGAAGAGGAUGAUACACGAUCCAGUCACGACUCACGACGAGGUGCAAGUGAGAGGGACUACCCUUCUUCUUCGAGGAACGGGGAGCGUAGGGAUCGGUCGCGCUCUCGCUCUCGUUCACCCCCCAGACGAAGAUCGGAUCAUCAGCGACGUUCCUCUCCACCUUCAAGACCUCAAGAUCCUCAUCAGCAACGACGAGCUUCUCCCUCUCGAUCCGUAUCCCCGAACGCCUCCAAGGCCAACGGUGACGCCUCCGCUCAAGUCGAGGAAGAGGACGAGGACGAUUCAGCCGCGGCGAUGGCGGCGAUGAUGGGCUUUACGUCGUUCGAUUCGACGCAUGCCAAGCACGUGCAGGAGGAUCUGGCCGACGUCGAGAUCAAGAAGCCGAGAACCCACCGGCAGUACAUGAAUAGGCUCGGUGGAUUCAAUAGGCCGCUCGACAAGAUCAAGUAG